AGACACGCAAGAUGGUACUCAGGUUGACCGACGCGCAAAAUGCGACGAUUCUGGCGAUCGCCGAAACGAUCGUGGGUCCACUGCCUGACGAUGUUGCCAAGGACAUCGUGUCGGAGCAUAUGGACACUGUCCGGAACUUGUCUGAAGGCACGGACGAGGCUGCAGGGACCCCGACCGAGGACGAGCUGCUGGCUACAACGCAAGUCCAUCCGCGGGAGCUUGGUUUACUUGCAAGCGUCGAAGUGAUGCUCCACAAGCUGCCCAAGGACAGAUGGAGCGAGUUCGAGAAGGUUUUGUACCUGCUAUCGACGGGGUGGGGCACCAAGGUUGUGACAGCGUCGGCUCGUAUGGUGCCGUUUCACGAGUUGACUGUCGGUGAGCGUGAAGACGCGCUGCGGAACCUCACGUUGUCGUCAUUUGCCAAAGUGCGGUCGUUGUUCCAGGUGUUUAAAGCCCUCGUGUCGUUUUGCAUGUUCGCCAAGACCCGAUCGGUGCAUGGCAAGUUGAACCCGCUGUGGGAGAACCUGCAUUACCCUGGUCGACCAGAGGAGAAGAAGCGACCGCCACGGAGUCAGUUCUGGGAACCCACGUUUGAAGACAUGACGGCGAUGGCCAAGGUAGCGGGGAAAGGCAACCCGAUUACGCUCGAAACUGACGUCGUUGUGAUUGGUUCUGGCGCGGGGGGCGGUGUCGUCGCCGCGGAAUUGGCCCAGGCAGGACAUCGAGUCCUCGUGCUCGAAAAAGCCGUGUACUUCCACCCCGCAGAUGCAUCAUUCAACGAACUCCAGGGGUUCUGGGACCACUACGAGAGCGCCGCGCUGCUCACGUCCGAAGACCUGUCCAUGAUGCUCCUAGCUGGGUCUGCAUGGGGCGGCGGUACCUUUAUAAACUGGUGCUUAUUUCCCUCAAACAAGUUGUUUGCAAUAUACACCCGACUAUAUCGUACGUAUAGGAGUGCGUCGUUGCCCCCCCCUCAUGAGCUUUGCCAUGAAUGGGCUACCACGUACAACUUGCCGUACUUUAAAUCUCAAGCAUUCCAAGACGCCAUCAGCACCGUGUGUACCCGGGCAGGCGUGUCCGCCGAGGCAGUGCUGCACAACGUCCCUAACCAAGUACUGUUGGACGGCGCGAUCAAAUUAGGGUACCCCGUCGAAGCGGUGCCGCAAAACACCAACGGCCACGUCCACGAGUGUGGAUUCUGCACGUUGGGGUGUCCGUACGGAGAAAAGCAGGGCUCGCACGUUACAUGGCUAAGAGAUGCCGCCGACGCCGGCGCCAAGUUCGUCGACGGCUGUUAUGUAGACAAAGUGACGUAUGUGAAAGACGCAGCUUCGGGCGUAGAAGCCACCGUCCUGAACGGGUCCGUGCGCCUCGUGGUCAAAGCCAAGACGGUCGUCUGCUGCGCCGGCAGCCUCCACACCCCCGCGCUGCUGCUCCGAUCCGGCCUGAGGAACCCCAACAUCGGCCGCCACCUGCGCCUGCACCCAGUGGCGACCGUACACGGGUUUUUUCCACACAAACAAGUGCAAAGUUGGUCAGGGUCGAUCUUGACAACAGUGUGCAAUGUCGUACGCAAUAUCCACGGUCACGGAUAUGGGGCGCGACUGGAAAUUCCGGCAUCGUUGAUGGGGCUCACGGCGUCGUUGCUGCCGUGGCGGAGCAACGCAGACAUGCACCGGCUCAUGCUGCAGUAUCCGCAAUUGGUCAACAUGAUUGUGUUGGCUCGCGAUUUGGAUUCGGUCAGCAGCGUAGUCAUUGACGCCGACGGCCGACCGCGCAUUCACUUUCAAUUGGGCAGCAAGGACGGCCAGUCGUUGGUGGAAGGCCUCGUCGCGGGCAUCAAGGUGUUGCUGGCACAAGGCGCCGUGGAAGUCAACACGACCCAGUUCCACCUGCCGCCGCUGCGUCUCCAGUCGAAGGAAGACCUGGCUAAUCCAGUCGAAUGCGCCACCACGCAGCGGUGGAUCGCACAAGUCCGGGCGCUGGGAGCUGUGCAAAACAGCAUCGGAAUCAUGAACGCGCACCAAAUGGGCAGCUGUCGCAUGGGAUCGACGCCGGAAAUGGGGGCUGUGAAUCCCGACGGCGAAACUUGGGACGUGAGGGGGCUAUAUGUGGCGGAUGCGUCUUUGUUUCCCACGGCUUCGGGUGUCAAGUGAGUUUGCUUUGAACCACCUUUCUUUCUUUGUUUACGUGGAAAACUCUAUGCUUUACUAACAGCAAGGACAUUUGACGGAUGAUGGUACUACGUAGUCCCAUGGUCACGACGUUUGCAAUGGCGUACUCUGUGGCCCAGUUCAUCAAGGCCAACUUGUCGGACCGAUCGAAUUGUGGCCGCAAAAUCUUUAGUACGUCGUCGUCGACGUCGUGGUGGGCAGUUUGGUGGGCCAUCGUGUGGGCCAAGGACGGACACCUUCGCAGGGCCCUCAAGGUGCUGGUGGUCGCCUUCGCUUUGUGGCGGCAUCACACACAUGUAUGGAGUUUUCUCAAGAAAAGACUCGGGCAACAUGCCAUCAAGCGCUAGUGAGUCUGUUCAACAUGUGUCGCGGGUUGGUUCGUGAUGAUUGCAUCGCUCAAUACAAUGCAUAUGUAUUGCCCCAGUCCCCUGCGCCUGCAUACUCCGGAGUAAUAAUUACUGUACACUGUGUACUCCCA
This is a messenger RNA of Aphanomyces astaci, 2652 nucleotides long. RefSeq lists its product as hypothetical. The transcript has 6 exons. Gene Ontology annotation, molecular function: flavin adenine dinucleotide binding; long-chain-alcohol oxidase activity. The record is from RefSeq and is a predicted model, not a curated record. Bases 12 to 2156 code for a protein of 714 amino acids. NCBI's taxonomy places the organism in Eukaryota, Oomycota, Saprolegniomycetes, Saprolegniales, Verrucalvaceae.